Molecule: messenger RNA, 865 nt
Organism: Owenia fusiformis
Lineage: Eukaryota; Metazoa; Annelida; Polychaeta; Sabellida; Oweniidae
Source: the annotation of a GenBank genome assembly
GUCGUGAGAGCUGUGCUAUUGAUAAACAUUCAGAAGUUAAAAGGCAGGCUAAGGAGAACGACGUUACUUAUCGAAAUAACAGUCGCCCUAAUAAGAACACAGAGGAAACGGAAGUCAACAGAGAAUUCGAAAGCUAACAAAAUGUUGAAAUUCUUGGUAGUGUCAAGUAUGGUGAUAGUGUUCGUCGUGUUGUCCAUGGAUGAAACGAGCGCCCUGCCGAUUUCCGACACACACGUUCACAACCGAGUGAAACGAAUGAAGGCUAGUCCAGAUAUAGAAUUGGCUUGCAAAAAAUGCCGAGAAAAUCCAAAUUUGGAUAUUUGUCCACUUAUAACGGCAAUGUGCAAAGAUGACGAUCCCUAAAUAAACACAGAUACCAAUGGUAAUCGCAUCCCUUGACUCAUGAAUGCCGGGAACUAAACUAAUUACACGUUAAGUGGAUGCAAUCAAAACUUUGUAUUAUAAGAGACCACUGACUUCAUUUAUGUUCAUGAAAAGGCAAAAACCACUAAGUUGGUCAUAUUGACAUGAUCAGAAACGAUCGGACUGGAGCAAUCCUAUUAGAUUAGGCAAUAGCAUAGGGACUAAUGAAACAAACAAAAAACAAUGUUAGGAAAACAUUGAAAAAUAACACCAAGUUCAAAAGAUACUUAAUUUUUGAUUGAUAAGGGAACGCUCAAGAUUUCUAAAAUAACAAUGGGCUAAUAGUACAGGGUGUUCAAAAAAAUGCAACCCAAAGAAAUCGCUAUAUCUUGGAGAAUUCUUAUCCAAUUGUGUUCAUAUUUUCAGGAAAGAAAGAAGAGACUGUGUAUGUAUAGCUCCUUUUGUUAGUUAGUUGUAAAACAUGAUGUUUUGUGCACCUGCU